Molecule: messenger RNA, 6270 nt
Organism: Bufo gargarizans (Asiatic toad)
Lineage: Eukaryota; Metazoa; Chordata; Amphibia; Anura; Bufonidae
Gene: AGBL3
Product: AGBL carboxypeptidase 3
Exons: 21
Coding region: 110-3268 (1052 amino acids)
Biological process (GO): proteolysis
Molecular function (GO): zinc ion binding; metallocarboxypeptidase activity
Source: RefSeq, a predicted model, not a curated record
GAUGCACAGGACAUCCCGAGGGGAAGAAGGACUGAAGCAAUACCGAGAAAGAAAGGAAAACUCUUGACAGCUUGUCUUUUACGUAUUAGAGCUGGAGAACGUCUGGACAAUGUCUCAUGCCACAGAAAUCCAGGACUUUGCGUCGGAUGAAACGAGCAGCAGUGAUUCAGAAUCGGAUGAAGACCCCUAUGAGUCAGAAAACGUUGAUGCCUAUGAUCUUCACUCAGACAAUUCACCUUUAUACUGCUACACCCAGAAGACCAACCAGAUUGUGUAUGAAUACCACUCUGGAAGGAAGGUGGCACGCCUUCGAGAGCCAAGAGAUCUCUACGGUGUAUCCUCAAACAGCUUCUUCCAACUACCACGGUGGCCAUAUGAGUGCCAGGUUCUCAAGGAAAAAAUUGAGCACAUAGAGUGGGAUCCUCCUGUUCCUGAACCGAUGUACAAGUCUUCAGGUUUAGAGCAGGAGCCCACAUGUGCUAACCCUACAGAAAGCAAGGUUAUCUACCAACUUAAUGAAGGUUUGAAGGAAUCUUACUUCAUGUGUUCUCGUGUUGGUGGCAACCGCAGCCCCCUCAAGCCUGUAUCCCCGAAUGGCUGUGAAGAAUCUGAUAACACACUGGUGUUUGAGUCUCGAUUUGAGAGCGGGAACUUGCAGAAAGUGGUCAAGAUUGGUGACUACGACUACCAGUUGAUCCUUCGAACUGACCUUUACACUGACCGCCACACCCAGUGGUACUAUUUUCGAGUGAAGAACACAAAGGCUGGUAUCCCUUACCGAUUUACCAUCAUUAACUUCAGGAAACCCACAAGUCUCUACAACCAUGGUAUGCGUCCCCUCAUGUACUCCGAGACUGAUGCCAACACCCAACACAUUGGUUGGAAGAGGAUCGGGGAUGAGAUCAAGUAUUACAAGAACAGCUUUGGCAGAGAAGGACAAUCAUACUACUCCCUCUCUUGGACCUUCAGGUUCCCACACAGUGGAGACAUCUGUUACUUUGCCCACUGUUAUCCAUAUACAUACUCUAACCUCCAAGAUUACUUGGCCGAGAUAGCCAAUGAUCCAAAACGGUCCAGGUAUUGUAAGAUUCGGGUCCUGUGCCACUCCUUGGCUGGUAACAUUGUAUAUGUAUUGACUAUCACCAACCCCUCUCUGGCCACUGAGGAACCCAAGAAGAAGAAGGCUGUAAUACUGACAGCCAGGGUUCAUCCAGGUGAGACCAACAGCUCUUGGAUGAUGAAAGGUUUCUUGGACUACAUUUUAAGCUCAAGAAGUGAUGCCCAGCUGCUGAGAGACAACUUUGUCUUCAAGGUGGUGCCCAUGUUAAACCCAGAUGGGGUGAUUGUGGGAAACUAUCGGUGCUCUCUUGCCGGACGAGAUUUAAAUCGCAAUUAUAAGUCUAGACUGAAGGAUUCAUUCCCAUCUAUAUGGUUCACCCGUAACAUGAUCAAACGGGUGAUGGAAGAGCGGGAGAUAUUGCUUUAUUGUGACAUGCAUGGACACAGCAGGAAGCAAAAUGUCUUUAUGUACGGGUGUAAAGGCAGGGGUGGCCAGAAUGGCGGCCAAAGUUACUUGUGCGAGCGCAUCUUCCCGUUAAUGCUCAGCAAGAUCUCCCCCGACAAGUUUUCCUUUUCAGCCUGCAAGUUCCAAGUACAGAGGAACAAGGAAGGAACGGGCCGCGUGGUCAUGUGGAAAAUGGGCAUUCAGAACAGCUAUACACUGGAGGCCACUUUCUGCGGGUCUUCACUGGGUAAACGGCGUGGAACUCAUUUUAGCGCAAAGGAUCUGCAGUCGCUUGGUUACCAUUUCUGUGAUGCACUUUUAGAUUAUUGUGACCCAGACCAAAAAAAGUAUUACUCUUGUCUGAGAGAAUUGGAGGAGAUGGUAAAACAGAGAGUGAACAGCAAUCGGCAACUCAGCUUGGACUCCGAAUCCACUCUGGAGAAUUUCUUAUCAGAGUUUGAUUCUAGCACUGGAGGAUCGGACAGCUCUGACUCGAAUGGUCCUCCUGCCCACCUGAUGGAGCUAGCUUGUAAGGUAAAACCACAGAGAAAGCUGCUAAAGUCAAAGAGAGAAAGAAAUUCCCAGAGGAAAACUCCCGGGAGGGUUCUAAUUCAGGAACCACAGGAGGAAGAUGAAAGCUCUGGAGAGAACGCUAGGGCGGUCAUUGUAGAGCGGCGGGUGAAUGCAGAGACUUCAGAAUUCAGCUCUGUCAGGAAGCUGCACAACCUUAACAAAGUGUCCAAAAAAAACGGGAUGACCAAGCAGCAGAGGACACCUCUCUUCCAAGACAUAAGUGCUACAAAGGUCUCCAUGAUCUACCUCGUGUUCAAUGCCAAAGGAGAAGUCAUUACAACUAAGUCCCACCCUUACACCAAGAACCAGGAUGUCAUGGACAUUACGAGCACCUUCAAUAGUAUUAACUGGAAGAGGCCACUCCCAUUAUUUAAAAAUCUGCUUUCCCAGCGAUGCCCAUUCAACAGUAUUCUAGAGCCAUGCUGCUACUACAUCAGUCCAGAUACCAGCAAUUCCUUCAGAACUAAUACUGCCAACGACACAUGGGUCUGUGAGCAUGGGUCUGGUAAUAGAGCGCACAAUUCAGGUAACUUUGUGCAGCACAACAGCAAGCCCAUGGAGGUAUGUUCUCCUGCGUCCCAAAACAGUGAUUACAGAGGGAGUGGACAGAAAAGGGAGAAAAUAGACCAUCUGAGACAUGAGAGGGAAGAGAUCUUCCUGCCAGAUGUGGCUACCUGUAGACAAGCUCCUCUUAAUGGAACAGACAUUCUGUAUACCACCGCUGCCACCAAAGUCCAAAAAGUGCAGAACAUUUUGCCGAAAAUGAUGUCCCAGCCUCAUAUAUCACACAAGUCAUCCACAAGAACCAGACCACUGCCCCCUACCAAGGUCAAAAUUAAAUCAACAGUUGAGUAUAACAAAGGGACAGUACAGAAAAGGAAAUUGGGAAAGCUUACUGGCCCAUGCCCCCAGGAGGAUCAUGUUACUACUGACCAUGCCAACCUGGAAGCUGCUGCUAACCUCCCUGCUAACACCUGGAAGGACAUCCUGAUUGGACUACAAACGGGUGAAGGGGGAGGGUCUGUAGAAAGUAUUAUGCUACAUCGGGAUACUGACCAUCCUAUACCUGUUCCACCUAAGGGGCAUAUGCUAAAAGAUAAGACCUCUAAUGGGUUUUCAAAAUUCACAAGGAAACCUGGACAGAGAGUCAGUCUGGUGCCUCUUCCAAAAACAGUCCCAUCCUCCGACUGAUGUAUCUUUUGAUCACGGCUCAAUUCACAGCCUUCUACUGUUGAGGACCCUUCAUUAGCUGAACUAUGUACAGUUUAAAGGGUUUGUGAUAAUUCCAAAAUUCACCAAUGCCUUCAAAUGCUGUAAAAAAUGAUUACAGGUCCAUACUCGCCUCUUUCUUAAACACCGCUCUCUGCACCACCGGUGCGGUCCUUCUCCUGCUUUUUAUAUACAGACUACAGCAGUCAGAGGCAAACUGGCCAUAGACUCUAUUGGGAAAUUUUCCAUUGGGCCAAUGCCCAGGUGGCCAUCCAAGUCCUCCUCAUGCCACCUACCAGGUAUCAGUGAUCUGAUGUUCUCGGCAUUCUUUAAUGCUAGGAACAUCAGGUACUUCUGCACCUGGCUGGUGAUACAGUUGAAUACUGCAGCAGGGGUAGCAGUAUUUUGUGCUGCACUGUGGUAUUUGGUUCUGCUGGGGUGGUAUUUUAUUGUAUUGCUAACCUACCUAUUUCUGAUGUCCCUGCCUACUUGUAUUGCCCCACCUUCUUUCAGUUUGGACCCACCUACAACAUGGAACUACUUUUAGUUUUUUCCAGUGCCACUUAAAGUUCCCAGUCCACCCCUGGCAGUUGUGACUUGCAGGAUUACGGCACGUGACUACUGUAGUCAGUCACUGUCCUCAAUGUUAUAACGCAUAGUAGAGUGACUGGCUGCAGUCAUCUUGUGCCGCAUAACUGCACUUUACCACUGCAGCCUGUAAACAGCGAAAGAAAAAAAAACGGCACAGAGUAUUGUGCCAGAGAAUGUCAUGGGUAUGUCAUUUUUUUAACAGCAUUUGGGAGCAUUGAUACGUUUUCUAAUUAACUCAGAAAACCCCUUUAACAAAUGGAAUUGCCAGUUGCGGGCACAGUGAUGUUAGGAGCCCCCCCAGGAGACAAAGCUGUCAAAUGGAGUGCUUCUAGAUAAUUAACUUGAAGAUCCUGGGUCAUAACUAAAUAUGUGCACCAUGAAUCCCCUACCAUCGUGUUUCAUUUAUAAUACUGAUGUCCCCCUAUGUGGUUGACAUGUCUGUGAGGGGGCACUGAUGGUACCUCUGCACUCACUUUUAAUGUAUGUGUCUACCCCUAGUGCGGGAACACAGACUUUCUAUAUCCAGUAAACACAGUAUUUAAAAGAUAUGUAAACUUUUCAACUUUUUUUGCUGUAAUAUACCUAACCUCUGGAGCAGUCUUUAUUAAAAAUCUACUACAGUUUUUUUUAAUACAGCACCUAUGCAGACCUAUGUGUCUCCAUGGUUACAGACUACAAACAAACCCUAUGUAGUCUGAUACUGUAGUUAUCUGUCUCAACUUCUACUGUUUGACUGUUAGCAGGCGUAAAGUAACGCACAAGUGCCACAUCUAAUUCCACAGUUUAUGUUUGUAGCCUGCAAUCAUGGAGCUACAUAGGUCUUCAAAGGAAGAUUUUUAGGCAAGACUGUUUACAAAAAUGCAGUUUUUUAUUUAUUUAAAGGAGUUAUCUGGUAAUUAAUAUUGAUUACCUAUCCUCAGGAUAGGUCAUAAAUAUCAGGUCCGACACCCGCCAAUCAUCUGUUAGAAGAGGCCGGCGCUCCGUGAGUGCAGUGGCGUGGCUCCUUCCUGGGCCAUGUGACAUCACUGUACAUUGGUCACAUGACCAUUGAAGUAAGUGGGGCUGAGCUGCAAUACCAAUCACAGCCGCUUUACUAUGUACAGCUCUGUGCUUGGAGAGCUGCCAGGAGCCGGCUGCAGUCACCUGAGCUCCAUUGAGCAUGGCAUCUCCCUGUAACAGCAGAUCUGAGUUCCAGCAACUCCGCCGAUCUAAUAAUGAUGACCUAUCCUGAGCAAUGGUUAUCAUUAUCCAUUACUGCAUAACCCCUUUAAGAAGUAUUUAAGAAAACAAAAACACUGUAAAUAUAUAUGCAUUUGAAUCAAUGCACAUUUUGUUAUUUACACCAGUUAUUUGGUCAUUUAUUUCCAUCAGUUAUAAUGAUCCAAAGACAGGUUCGGGACAAAAACAAGAAACGGGUGCAAAUUUUGCCAUUACACCUUAUCUCUGGGUAGGCCUCACUACUGGUUUAGGCGCACAAUAACUGAUGGAAAUAACUGACCAAAUAACUGAAGUGUGAACUCAGCCUAUUAUGUGUAUUAUUUAGCUACGCAUUAUAGUUUUGUUGAUAGAUGGUUCUACCAUAAUAAUGCAACCUUUAUUGCACAUGAUUGAAAAAAAAAAAUUAUGUUUUGGGGCCCAUUCAAAUGACCAUAUGUGUUUUGCAGUGCACAAGCGUUGAUUUCUAAUGCUAAUCUUGUUUUCCCCUACUCCUAACAGCAGCAUAAUAAUGGGGUAUUUAUGCCCCUGAGUAGUGGCAGAACAGAUUGCAUUUUUAAUGAACUAAUAAAAUAUUAAAAUUACUUCUCCCCUUCCUAUAUAACUUCCCCAGAAACCCAGUAUCCAGUGGCAUACCUCCAGUAGAGGCAGACCACGCAGCUGCUAUGGGGCCCGCGGGGAAAAGGGUCCCACAGUGGACCAAAGGCUCCACGCACUUAUUACACUCAUUACUGUCCAGCUCCAUUAUAAUAUCCCUAUCAUCAGUGGAGCAAGCUAAAGGACCUGUGGUGAAGUCAUCACAGGUCCUGUACAUCUAGUAAAGGAACUGCGCAAAGAAUAGUGUAGUUCCCAGGUUAGAUAGGAGCAUCUGCCAGGACCUGUGAUGACAUCAUUUUCAGCAUCACAGGUCUUGUACAUCUAGUGAAGACAGAGCAUCAUCACAGGUCCUUCAACCCUCAUCAACAUGGAGAAGAACUGCACAAUGAGCUCUCUAUGGAGUAGUAAAAGGAGGUCCUCCUCCUUUCUCUUCAUUUGCCCACCAUUUCCUAUUUUUACUCAUAUCUUACUGACAUAUAUAUAGUACUGCAGACAGUUACAACCACUAUUAACUCAUGUACCUCACACAAUAAACAUAAUAAAUAACUGACCACAUAUAUCUGUACACACUGCACUAUUAU